Molecule: messenger RNA, 1133 nt
Organism: Tigriopus californicus
Lineage: Eukaryota; Metazoa; Arthropoda; Copepoda; Harpacticoida; Harpacticidae
Product: brachyurin-like
Exons: 3
Coding region: 85-1050 (321 amino acids)
Biological process (GO): proteolysis
Molecular function (GO): serine-type endopeptidase activity
Source: RefSeq, a predicted model, not a curated record
AAGGCUCUUAUUUGUCGUUCUUAAGUUUAUAAUUCAAAAUUGCUAUAAAAGGUUCGAUUUGUCGUCAGUCAAUCACCCAUCAACAUGAAGUUCUUGGUCAUCUUAGCCGCUUGCCUUUUGGCCGCUGAGGCCGCCCCCAAGAAGAGCCUAUGGCGUCCAACCACCAAGGCUGACUUCCAAAACCUGAAGACCAGGAACAUCAUGCAGAUGCAAGCUCUGAGCUUCGUCAAGCCCAAGAAGCCCAGCCCUCUGCCCACCACGCCCGUGAGCGCCAUCUCCGCCCCCCGCCAGGCUGACUGCGGUCUGGAGAACACCAAAUCCGCCUCUGGCAAGAUCGUGGGUGGGGCCGAGACCAACCCCAAUCAGUUCCCCUGGGUGUCUGCCUUGAACUGUGUCAACACCUUCUUCUGCACCUCGUCCAUCGUGAACGAGAACUGGAUCCUGACCGCUGCCCAUUGUGUGGAUGGUUGCAACAACGGAUGGGACGUGACCGUGGGUGUGCACGACUUGAGCCGACCCGAGUCCACCGCCCAGACCAUUCACGCUCCCGCCAGCAAUGGUAUGACCCACCCUCUGUGGGACGCCGCUCUCAUCAUCAACGAUAUCGCUCUGGUGAGGCUGCCCGAGGCCAUUGAAUUCAGUGACGUCGUCCGACCCUCGUGCAUGGUGGACUCUGGAGAUAUUGGAGAUGAUUUGGUGGGUCAAGAGACCACUUGCACUGGAUGGGGCAAGCUCUCCGACAGCCCCUUCGAAGGCCGUGCCGACAAGAUGCACUUUGUCCGAGGACGCAAGAUCAUCACCAACGAGGAGUGCGCCGGUACCUACGGUAGCACCAUCACCGACGGACACGUUUGUAUCGACACCUCUGACGGCAAGGGCGUGUGCUCAGGCGACAGUGGCGGACCUCUGAACUUGCAGACCGCCUCCGGCCAAUAUAAGACUGUUGGAGUCACCUCCUUCGUGUCUGGUGCUGGAUGUGCCUCUGGAUAUCCCCAUGGAUUCACCCGGACCACCGCCUACCUGGACUGGAUCUUGGACAACACUCGCUAGAUAAACCACUAAGUGGCAACAUCCACGAGAUCAAACGCAAUAUUAAAAAAAAAACUUUAAACCGAGCAAAAGGAAGUCACAUU